AUGGUUUCCACCCCUUUCUCGUGCAAGAUCGGGGGACGCUGCCGUUUCAAAAAGGCUCAAGUAGAAAUUCGAACAUUUGCCCGAAAUAGGUCCCAGGCUGUUGCGAUGCCUGAAGAGGCCAAGGGCAAGAAAGAAGGGGAAACCAAAGAUGUUGAGAUGAAGGACGCCACAGAGGAAGAAAAAAAGGACACCAAGAAGGAAAAGGAGGAACCUCCAAAGAGCCCCAGGACCAUUCUCCUUGAAGCGAUCGCCCAGAACUUGAAGACCAUCGCAACGGGCGUCACAGCAGGAGACCCUCGUGUCAUGGGUCGUGUGCUCCGAUCCUUCGCUCAGCUUCGUCGGACCAUGGAGCCAGAGGUGCUGAAGGCCUUGCUGGAGGAGUUUGUUGAUCCAGCGCGCCCCAACAAAGCGCAAUUCAUUGCAGCAGUGCCCCCAGCUGACGUGGAGAUGGCAGAUGCCAAGGAGGAAAAGCCCAAAGAGGUUGAGAUCAAGUUUCCGCAGCUUAGCAAACCCUAUGCACCUGAACUUGAAGCAUAUGCUGUGCUGAGCCUAGUGGUAAAGCUCUCAGACAAGAGUGAGAAAGAGAAGUCCUUGGAGACAGCAAGCGCUUUGGUCUUGUUCCUGAAGACCCUCAACAGACGCACCAUGGAUUUCUUCAAUGCCCGAGCAUACUUCUACCUUUCUCUGGCGUAUGAGCGCUGCGGCCGUUUGUCAGAGAUCCGACCUGAGCUACUUGCAGCCUAUCGCAGUGCAUGCCUUCGUCAUGAUCAAAUGGGCCAGGCCACUCUACUGAAUCUUCUCCUGCGGAACUACCUGGCCUACAACUUGUACGAUCAAGCCUUGAAGCUGGUCUCCAAGACCAGCUUUCCCGAAAGUCGGCCGAACAUGCAGUAUGCCCGCUACUUGUUCUACAUCGGGCAGAUCAAGGCCGUCCAGCUCGAAUACUCGGACUCCCAUUCCAAGCUCAUGCAGGCAAUUCGCAAGGCUCCACAGACCCCCAGUGUGGCCCUUGGCUUCAAGCUGGCGGCCAGCAAGCUUGCUAUUGUAGUCGAGCUACUGAUGGGAGGCAUUCCAGAGCGCUCAUUUUUUAUGCAGAAGGAGCUCAAAGAGCCACUCCGACCAUACUAUGCUAUCACACAGGCAGUGCGUUCGGGUGAUUUGCAUGCCUUCAAAGAGUGCACCAAAACAUAUGAGGCCUUGUUCAAAAAGGACAAGACACUGACUUUGAUCAAUCGGCUGCGCUACAAUGUCAUCAAGACUGGCCUUCGAAGCAUCAGCCUGGCCUACAGCAAGAUCUCCUUGCAGGACAUUUGCACAAAACUUGGCCUAGAAUCUCCGCAGGAUGCUGCUGGAGUCGUUGCCAAAGCCGUCGUGGAUGGUGUCAUUGAUGCUACCAUCGAUUAUGACCAGCAGUUUGUAAAGUCCAACCAGAAGCUAGACUUGUAUCACUCAUGCGAGCCGCAGAAAGCCCUUCACAAGCGUAUUGCCUUUUGCUUGCAGAUGCACAAUGACGCCGUCAAGGCAAUGGCUUACCCAGAUGAGAAUGACAACAAAGAUGCCGAAGAUCCCGAAGAAAAGCGAGAAAGAGAAAAGCGUGAGCUGGCCAACAUUGAGGAAGAAGAUGGUGGCGAUGACGACAUGAUCAUUUGA
Durusdinium trenchii is the source of this 1650-nucleotide messenger RNA. NCBI's taxonomy places the organism in Eukaryota, Dinophyceae, Suessiales, Symbiodiniaceae. The record is from the annotation of a GenBank genome assembly.